CAACUAUGCACGGGGUUUUAAAAGCUUUAGCUUGACUGUUGAAUAUUUGAUGAAGGAUUUGAAGCCAACGGGGAAGACACAAAACCUAUAUAGCUUCCCUUGGGCUUUCAUGGCUUGGGCAUUUGAAGGCAUUCCUCACCUCAGGCAUCAAGUCAAGGAAUACUUCAAAGAAGUUACCUAUCCAAGAAUUCUUAGAUGGCUCACUGCCAGGAACAACACAAAAUUGAGUGUUGACCUUUUCAACCCCCCUAAGGAAGCUGUAAGCAUUAGAACACAACAGAUGACUAGUUGUUGCAACAGCUUUUAUAAUCUGCUGCAACAACACAUGCAUCUGUUGCAACAAGUUAUGCAUCUGUUGGACAAUGUCCAACAGAUGAUUAACCUGUUGCAACAAGUUACCCAACAGAUGAAUCUGUUAUAACAUGCAACUAGUUUUUUACAACAGAUGAGUAACCUGCUGCAACAAGUUACCCAUCUGUUGGAAAAUGUCCAACAGAUGAUA
Messenger RNA from Lycium ferocissimum, 502 nucleotides. RefSeq lists its product as uncharacterized. Bases 50 to 421 code for a protein of 123 amino acids. The record is from RefSeq and is a predicted model, not a curated record. NCBI's taxonomy places the organism in Eukaryota, Viridiplantae, Streptophyta, Magnoliopsida, Solanales, Solanaceae. The transcript is spliced from 2 exons.